Molecule: messenger RNA, 1129 nt
Organism: Helicoverpa armigera (cotton bollworm)
Lineage: Eukaryota; Metazoa; Arthropoda; Insecta; Lepidoptera; Noctuidae
Exons: 2
Coding region: 86-1129 (347 amino acids)
Source: RefSeq, a predicted model, not a curated record
UUAUUACGAUCGAAAACCGCGACUUAACAAGGCAAUGUGGAAAGGAAAGUAAAAUAUAAAAACGGAAAUAGUAAUUUUUGGAAAUAUGAAAAUUCUUAUUAUUUUAGCCUGCAUAGGCUUUGCGGCCUCAGUGGACCCCUCACCGCGGAGCGUGAACGUGGCCCUAGAAACCUCCUUCCUCUUCGAACCCAAAGACGCCAACGAGAACAUAUCAUUUAUAAAAAACAUAAAAGACUUUUUGGACAAACUGUACAAAAUACUGGCGCCACAGACGAAGUACCAGAAAAAGUUCCGUUCAGAAACCGACGUUGUCGAGCAAAAACCGGAAAGAAAAUGGGGCUUUUUCGAUUGGAUAAAAAGUGCUGGUGAGCAGUUUUUAAAUAUGACCGCUCCUAAAAUUGAGGCGGCUGCUUCCGUUGUUCAGACUGAAGUGUCUAAGGUGGCCGAACAGGGGGUUAAUGCUAUUAAAGACGUCAUGCCUGAAAUGCCUGAAAUGCCUAGUUUCCAUGAUGUUAUGCCCGAUAUGCCUUCGUUCAAAGCUAACGAUCACGGGGAAUCUAAGGUUUUUAAACCCAGUGGAGACAACAUUAAAGAAAGCAUAAAAAAUAUGCUACAAGAUGACAAUGAGGCUCUCAAUGAAGUAGCUAAAAAAAUGAAUCAAUAUUACACGGAAGAAGAAGUGAAAAAACUACACAAACUUUUGCGAAAAUUCACAAAAUAUUUGGACGCUGACGUUGACACGUCCAAAGUUAUCAAAGAGAUAUUCCAAGUAGUAUUUUUGGAUAAAUACAAAAGUCUUAAUGAUACUGCUAAAGCUAAUUUGGUCAAAGACUUUGAAUUCUUGUGCGAUUAUAUGAAAGCGAGUAAGAAUACUCAGUUAAAAGCGCAGACUAAGAAACAGCCGUCAACUCCAUCAAAUCAUUUAGUUUUACCGGAAGUCCAAUUAUUAUUUGGUGAAAUAUUAAAUCCGAGUAAAAAUCCACAACCGCUUACUGGUGAAAAUAAAGAUUUAAGACGAACCGAUAAGAAAAAACAUAAAAAGGAUGAAAAGAAAAAAGGUCCUACCCAAUCUCAAAUUGUCGUUGACAAUCUAGAACUUAUUGUGAAAUCUCUUAAACCACAACCUUAA